UCGUGCAGCUCGAAACGCGACGCGAUCAGUUGGAUAUAUCUGCUAUAUAUGAUCCAACAAAAUCUAUAAACACGAUUCUUCUUCGCCGAAGAACGAACGUUUUGUGUGUGUGUAAGUGUGGUUGAGUGCGGUGUGCGUGUUACCAUUUGCAUUUUGGCUUUUUUAGCUUAAAGCAGCUAAAAACUCGACUCGCUUUUCGUUCCAUUUCGCCGCGUUGCAACGAUUGCAUUUCUCGGGCUUUUCGUUUUUUGGAUCGGCUUUCGUUAUAUUUUUGGUUGCUUUGGAGGGGCCUUAAAAUAGCCUUUGCCGUAAUUAUACUGGGCUGGAUGGCCGCAAGAAAACGUGUUUGUGUCUAAACUACAGUUACAACCAGAGCAACCAGCUGCAUUUCACUCGAAAAGUGUUUGCCGAAAAAUAAUAGAAAAAGAAAUAAAUAGAAAAAAAAGAGAAAAAGUGUUCGAUAAAGAAAGGAAAACGUCACUUGGUGUGUUCGGGUUCUUCUUCUAUUUGUUCGCCCAGUUAACAUUGUGCUCAUAAUUUAUUGUACCCAGCGAUAUGCAAAUAGAAAGCAACAAAUUUGUACAGCAAGUGGAAUAUUUCAACGUUUAAUUUGGAACCCAAAAAGUGUGUGUGCAGCAGCAGCAGCGUUUAAUGGCCAAUGGAUAAAGUGAGUUGCCCAACGAAGAGAAUCGGAACUCAGUCCGCGGCCAUUUCCCUCUGCAAGAUAAAAAACAAACAAGAAAAGCCAUUGAACGAGAACUGCCAGCCGAGACACUGAGAUUAAACAGGCAGCAGGCGGUUGGUUUUCAGCUGAUGAGCAACAAAGGACAGAGUGCAUCGGAGCCAUUAAUUUAAAUUGGGUAUUAUGAGCGCACUAGCAACAAGGACAGAAAGCUCAUGUACGACAAGUCCAAGAAAUCGUGGAGUCAGCGGCUCAAGACGCUCGGCAGCGGUGACAGCGUCGCGGACAACAAGAACGCUUCUCUAGCCGCCGUCAGCGGCAUGCAGGCCAUGCAGCAGUUGCAGCUGCACAUGCAGCAGCAGCACCAGCAGCUGCAGCAGCAACACCAGCAACAGAUGCAACAGCAGCAGCAACACUUGGCCCACCACGGCCACCAUGGAGGACACAUGGUGACCGCCUAUCAACUGCCACCGGUUCCCGCCGCCGAAUUCCUGCCCAGCGCCCUCUCACGUUCGAUGAAGUACGCCGAGCCCUGGAUUUACGGCACGGUGAGGGGUAUUCCCUCCCGUCCCUCCUACGGGGGUUAUCAUCCCCAUGCGGCGGCCCUAUUCGCGGCCACCGAGGGACAUCCGGGCACGGGCACCACCGCUUUGGCCGUGGUGAUCUGCUCCUGUGCGGAGUAUCUGAAUGGCACGAAACGCGAUGUCAAGAAGGCCAGCGUGUGCAAGAAGUGCAAGGGGUCGCGUUUACCCCUCACUACCAUUGGCGGCGGCUCGGGGGGCACAGUGCGUCUGCCAGCUGUCAGCCAGUCGCAUCUGCGACCCAUUUCGGCCACCAUGCGAGUGGUGAGUGCGUCGAAGAAGGCACGUCCCUCGAUUUUGGAUCCGCAGAAGGAUCCCUACGACCUGAUGCGACGCACCAGGCUGCUUUCCCCGGAGCCGAGCAACAAGGACGGGGACUCCAAGUCACGUAGUCGCGGGGGGGAGAAUCAGCAGAGGGGUCGCACUCGCACCAGGGCUCCACCGCCUCCUCCAACCCAGGCACUCACCAAUCAGAAAUCUCAGGGGGUUCAGGGAGUUCCCGAUCCCUCAGACUGCUGGCUCAUGGAGGACAAUGAAUCUCUGCUCCAGAGUAGCGGUUUGAGUAGCUCUCGCGCCUCCAGUCGGCGCUCCAUACUCCGCUGCCACGUCAAUCCCUAUGACCUGAUCUCAAGCGAAGGCGGUAAGCUGCAGAACCACUUCGAGGUGGAGGAUACUAAGCAAAUGGAGCGCAAGAUGAGCAGCACCAGCAGCCAGAGGAGCAUCUACAGCGGCAAUGUGACCGCCAUUGCCGGCCAGCGUAUUAGUUUGGGCGAUAAAUCCAGCGAUAGCCAGACCGAUUCAGGUGACAGCUACGAGCGCAUUAUUAUAGUUUCUGGAGGGGAAAAUCCAUCAAAUGGACCGCGACGACCGCCGCGCAAUAAAAAAGCGGAUGAGCCAGCGGAAAUUCAGACCGUUGUUCCAGCAGUCAAGCCCAAGUUGGAGAUACCCAUUGAAAAGGUGGAUAAGGAGGAGAAGAGAGGGGAUUCCUCCUAUACAGUGCUCACUGUAACGCCCACCUCUCCAGCCAUCAAGUCCAUACUGAAGCGCCCCACGACUCUCGAGUUGGGAAUAUCUCCUUCAUCGCCUGCACUUCCUGCGACUCUCGACAAUUCUGGAUUGGCGACGACGCCUGCGGGCAAGUCACAGUUCUAUAUACCAACGCCAACGGGGACGGCAGCUGCCACGCCCACACCCUCGGGCAGUACGCCCAUGGCCACAUCAACACCUACAACCAAUGCGAAUACUUCCACUGCAGCAGCAGCAACAGCAACAACAGCAACUGCGACAGCAGCAAUCACGCCGGGUUCACGCAAAAAAGUGCAAUUUAUGGUCGAGGAUAAAAUCAUAGCCACGACGGCGACAACUGAUGACAGCGAUGCCAGUGUGGCUGCAACGAAAACAAACUACGAGUACUACAAUCGCAAGCGAAAUGCAGCAGCAACACCAGUAGAUGCAACAGCAACAGCUACAACAGCAACAUCAACGGAUCAGCAGGAGGCAACAUCGCUGUUUGCGGCUGACAUUGAUGAUGAGCAGCGCAACUUUACAACUUCCGCUGAGCCAACUCCGUUCAUAAAGCCGGAUAGUUUGCAUUAUGAAGAUGUUCUGCCGGCCCCACAAAUAUUUGACAGCAGUAGCAGCGGCGAUGGGUCCUCCUCCAAAUUAUUACUGCCAGCGGAUGGGUCGCCGCAUGUCACUGCGAGUCCUGUCAGCGUUUUACCAUCGGGCACAUCAAAUGGAGAGGGAGGAUUGGGAGCACCGAAACGAGGAGGAGUUUCUGGGGGAGACCCACCAGCAACCCAAAAGACGACAGGAGCAAAUCGCGAUUAUGACGAUGAUGACGAGCACAACGACAAGGAUGAGAGUCACGACAACAAACCCAACGACUUGGCUGAAAGGGAGCAGAAGAAGCAGAAGGAUGAGGGGCAGAGGAAGGUCCUGGAGAAGGACCAAGAGAAGGAUGCUGUUGGAAGGCCUGCGGCAAGUCAAAAGCGUGCAGCACAAACGACACAAUCGCGAAAUCCCAUCAGACGGGCGCACAGUGAACGGCAUUUGUCGACGGCGCCCACACUGGUGGCCACCACCUCCUCCUCCUCCUUUGCCUCCGGGACGCCUCCAUCCCUGACUCCUCCAGGAGGAGCACAGAAUGUCAUUUUAAAUUUUAAGGACACAAUGGCGCUGCGCAUAAAAAGCAACCGCAGCGACUCGAGAGAUUUAUUUCAAAGGCGUCCCCGAGAUCCGCCACCGCCUCCUCCGCCCAAAGGAGGCAAAGGAUUAGAGCCACACGAAAUCAAUAAGUCGCCUCUGACGCCCCAAAGAACGGUGGUUCGGGUGGCUCCGUUUAACCCACAGGUGGGUGGUUCUGAUGGCUUCGCACAAGAGGUGCAUCGCCUGAAGAUCUCCCACAGCGAAGAGGAUACGGGGUUGGAUUUGGGUGGUGUGGAGCUGCGCCGCAGGACAAAUCUCUGCCCCUCCUCCUUCGACGAAGAGGAUGCGGCCCCGAAGAAGACCUCCAUCCUCAUAAGCGGCGAUGAUUGCUACUCCACCAUGAAUCUGAGUGCAGAUGCCGCUCAACCACUCUAUCAAUCCUCCGUGGUCGUCAAUAGCCACUCGGCCACGAGUGUUUGCAUCAGUGUGAGUAGUGCUGAGGAACAGGAACAGGAACUGAAUCAUCUGAACAACCUACGCAGUCAGCAGAUGGGAAUGGGCAUAGCCAUCAUUCCCAUUCGAGGUGGCAGCGAUCUCCAGCGAUCCGUGUCCUGCAUCUCCUCCACCUCGAGUAGCUCCACCUCGAGCAGCGGAAGUUCCAGUGGCAGGGGAAGGACCCUCAUCCGUUUGGAUUACGAGAGGGAAAGGAAGGGAUCGGCCACCAGUAGUACCCCUAUAAACACUCCACCUGUCAUCAGUUCCACGCCAGCUACGCCACCGCCCAUGGAUUCGGAUUCGGAUGCACAUACCAUCCAAUCCAAUCCCCUGGUUCCCCAUGAAACGGAACUCCUAAAGAUCCUACGCAAUCCCGUAGAGGCAGUGAAACUCAACCUAGUGCCCCAUGUGUGUGGUAAAUCCAAGAAGGUUCCGAAGGAAGAGGAGCAACCCACUAAGGAGCCCAAUUUCAUAGCCAAACUGCUGCAGGAUCCCAUGUUGGGUCAGGUGGCCGAGGGUCUCGAAACGGAAACGGUGGCGGAACUUAUAGAGAACUCACUGCAGAGACUCCAGCAAACUCGAAGGGGCAUUGACAUGAGCGGCACCAAAGACCAUGAUGAUAUGAACCGCCUGAUAAGCGCCUCGCUGCAGCGAAUCCGCCAGGAAAGACAGGUGGCGCCACCUGGAGGAGGAACUAGUACUAGUAGUGCAACCAAAGAGGAGGACCGCCUGUCCAAUCGGGGCAGCAUCAGUUCCGCCAACAGCUUCGCCUCGGCCCACAAUUAUGAGCUCUUCGAUUUUGAGGGAGGAGUUAUGGGUGGCAAUGAGUCGGAUUGCUAUCAGAGUUGUUCCAGUGUUCUGGGAGAAGAACCUCUAAAUGGAAGUUCCAUCAAAGAUCCCGAAACGGAACUGGAUCCUGGAACCCGAGCCAAGUUCUAUCAGCUCCUUGUGGACGCCACUCUGGCGGAGAUCGAGCACUCCACGCAUAUGGAUCAGAAUCUGGGCAACGAUCAUCACUACGAAUCGAUUCGGCAUAGUGGAGAUCCUAUCUAUGAGGAGAUUCACGAGGUUCCUCCACCUCUACCGCUCUCCGCUCCUCCUCUGAAUGAUGCGGAGUUGGACAAGAAGGCUGCUCGUUCUAUUUUCGAAGGAGCCUCCAAGUAUGACAUCCUCUCUUACCUGGUAGAUGCCAAGGAACGCGGUUUGGCCCGCGAAGAAUCCUUUGACUAUGGUAAUAACCCCAAGAUUAUAGAGGAAGAAGCUGCCGAUACCCUAAGUGAUUUGGAUAAGCGACAAGCGGAGGAAAGGGAGAGGGAAAGGGAUAGUGGACAGAGCAGCAUGAGUUCCCUAUCGCCGCCACCUCACAACUUCAUUUGUGGGGGUGGGAAAACCUCCUCUGGAAGUGACGUAGAACGCCAGGAUUCGGGAGUGGGUUCCGAAACGAGCAAGACAUCCCGCAGCAAGUACCAGGCCACCCCAACUGUUCUCCACCUCUGCGAGGAUUGCGAUGGAGCCGUAGAAAUGCAGGUGGGCGAUGGAGGAGUCCUGUAUGCCCCUCUAGUUUGCCGGAAGUGCGGGAAGAAGCGCGUGGAACGCAAGGAGAUCAUCACGGAGAUCGUGGAGACGGAGGAGAAGUAUGGCAGGGAUCUGCAGAUUAUACUCGAGGAAUUCUGCCACCCCAUGCUGGUGGCCGGCCUGCUCACCCAGGAGCAGCUCUCCGCGAUCUUCCUCAAUACGGAAGAUCUGCUCGAGAACAACCAGACGCUGGCCGAGAGGAUGAGGGACGCCUUGGACAUGUCCUUGGAGCAGGGCGACGACGAUCUGCUGACGGUGAACAUUGGUCGUAUAUUCCUCGACUUCACCCAGAUGCUGCACGCCUUCGAGAGCUACUGCGUCAGGCAGGCUGGAGCCAGUCUGCUGCUGGCCAAUCUCGAGAAGGAAAAGGAGCUUCUGCGCAUCUUCCUGAAGGUCUCGCAGAUGGAGAACGCCGUGCUGCGGCGCAUGAACCUCAAUUCAUUUUUAAUGGUUCCCGUUCAGCGCGUUACGAAAUACCCACUUUUGCUGGCUCGCCUGUAUAAGGUCACGCCCUCCCACCUCGAUGGCCGCGAUCUGCUCAAACAGGCCCAGGAGAAGAUCGAACUGCACCUGAACCACAUCAACCAGGAGGCCAAGGAUGUGCCCACCAAGCUGUGGCGUAGAAUUAGCUCCUCCAGUCCGAAUAGACGUGCCUCCUGCGAGAUCGACAUGAUCAACAUCAAGCUGCGCAAAAUGGCAAUCGAUGUUCUGGAGUGGAACCACGACGAGGUACGAUUCGCCAUGGAAGGACGACUGCUUUACACCCAACCCACGGAUAGCAAUUGGAAGAAGGCCCGCACCAUCAAGUUGACCCCGGUCAAUGCCCUUUUGGUUACCAAUGGCAAGCCAAGUGCCAAUUACAGGGCAGAGAAGGCCAUGUCGGAAAAACUGAAUUUCCCGAAGCACACGGGCAUCCGCGAGGCGUCGCUGCUUUUGGUGAAGGAAAAGUGCGGACGGUACACGCUGAUCCGGGAGCCGCUCUAUCUGGACAGAUGUGUCGUGUGCAGCGAAGCGGAUUGGGAUGAUUAUUUCGAAGUGCAGGAAAUUUCAUCGAAGGACACAUUCAUAUUCAAAGCCGAGGAUGGCGUAAGGACGAAACAGUGGUACACACAGAUGCAGUACCACGCCCAGGGCAUGGGGGCGUGGCGAAAGAGGCGUAACGCCCUGGCCAACAUCAUGAUCAACGGAAUGCUGGCGAGGAGUUAGCCUAGCCCAUCGACAUCACCAUCCCAGAACCCAAAUACCCAACCCAAAACCCAAACCGGAUACCGAUUAUAGACGUUAUACAAAAGGACGUAUAGUAAAACUCAACAAUUGGUUAUGCAUUUAAUGUGUAUUUAUGCGCUAUUAACCAACGAGCAAUUUCGUUUCGUAAUUAUAAUUUAAGUGAUAUACAAUUGAAUCGAGCACGCAUAACGCUAGUUAGUGUUUACAUAAUACCUAUAUCUACAUAUACCUAUACCUAAACCUAUACCUUUAUAUAUUAUGAAUAACCAUACGUACGUACACACACGAAUACCCUGAAUCUGAAUCAGAAUACAAUGCAAUAAAAUACCAUAUACACUAAUUAAA
Molecule: messenger RNA, 7053 nt
Organism: Drosophila takahashii
Lineage: Eukaryota; Metazoa; Arthropoda; Insecta; Diptera; Drosophilidae
Gene: RhoGEF64C
Product: Rho guanine nucleotide exchange factor at 64C
Biological process (GO): positive regulation of Rho protein signal transduction
Molecular function (GO): guanyl-nucleotide exchange factor activity
Source: RefSeq, a predicted model, not a curated record